This is a messenger RNA of Phytophthora infestans T30-4, 1557 nucleotides long. RefSeq names its product DNA excision repair ERCC-8-like protein. NCBI's taxonomy places the organism in Eukaryota, Oomycota, Peronosporomycetes, Peronosporales, Peronosporaceae. Gene Ontology annotation, biological process: transcription-coupled nucleotide-excision repair; protein polyubiquitination; proteasome-mediated ubiquitin-dependent protein catabolic process. The record is from RefSeq and is a predicted model, not a curated record. The coding region runs from base 1 to 1557 and encodes 518 amino acids. Gene Ontology annotation, molecular function: protein binding. Gene Ontology annotation, cellular component: nucleotide-excision repair complex; Cul4A-RING E3 ubiquitin ligase complex. The transcript has a single exon.
AUGUCUGCGUUCGGCUAUCUACUUGACCGCAGCGUGGGGCUGCCAAGUCGCGCCUAUCGCGACAGCUUCUACACCCGUCAGACUGCUACCUUACUGCAGCACGCGCCGUCGACCAGCAACUUCAUCUUCCGACAAGGGAUGCGUGUCUGGAGCUUCUCUUUGGACCCAGCGGAGCAGCGUUUCCUGCUGGUUGGUACUUCCCAGUCCCAACUUUUGGUAUUUGACCUGCACACACUAGACGAAGCCGACGCCACCUGUAACUCUACGUACACCACGACCAACACUCUUGAUCCCAUUUGCGCUGUUGGAGCCAAAACGGAGAGUGCCCAAACCUUACAAUUUGGUAUUUCGAUGGUCGACUGGUACCCUGUUGACGGUGGGUUGUGCAUUUCCAGCUCGCUGGACGAACAUGUGAAAGUUUGGGAUUUCGAGACUUUUUCUUGUGUCAGUACGUUACAUUUACGUAGUAAAAUAUUCAGUGCAAAGUUCUCCCCCGUGGGUACAACACACACGUUGAUCGCUGCUGCGACUUCACGAGGAGAAGUGCGACUGGUGGAUAUGGAAAGUGGCGCCACCGCGCACAGUUUAUUAGGCCAUAAAGACGAAAUUUGGUCGCUGGACUGGUCUCCAGCAAGUGAAUUUUUACUUGCCACAGGCUCAAGAGAUGGCGAGAUUCGGCUCUGGGAUAUCCGACGAUCAGGAGCGACGGCGUGUUUAUUGUGUUUAAACCACGAAGGAAAGGCCACUGUACCGGGUAGAUCGAGUUUAUAUACUAAUGUGAAAAGAGAAAACCCCAUGUCAUUGUCGGCUGCUGCUACAGCCAGAAAACGACAGCGUGUGGGUGGAGCGUCAGAGGCUCAAGCAAGAGACCGACAACGAGUGAGGUCCAGAGUGGAUGACCAUCAUUCGAGACUACACGCCUCGACAUAUCGAGAGAAUAGGAAUGAUCCUCAUGCUGCAGCGACGAUGUCACUUGCUAUUGCUCAUUAUGCAGGGGUGACGAGCUUGUCGUAUACCCCUGAUGGGAGAUUUCUACUGAGUAAAGGUAUGGACGACAAGCUUCGAUUAUGGAACGCGACGUCGGGGGAACAUCAGUUUAUGAAUUAUACAGGAGUGCGGAGAACGCAACCUCGAGCUGCGAGAAAUGUACAAAUGGCUGUAGUUCAAGAAGGUGACGCCUGGGAGAGUACGACGGUAUUUGUUCCCAAUGGGUCGGAAGGAGAGUUAUGCUCGUAUCGCGUUUUUGGAGAUAAUGGUGCACCGCUAGGGUCUGUCACUGCCCACUAUCAACAAAUAACUGCUUGUCUGUAUCGAAAAACUACUCGUGAAGUCUACUCAGCAGGUGAAGAUGGACUCAUCAUGAAAUGGAAACCUCCACCUGUUGAGUUGAAUCCCGACUCUGUCGACGAGGAACAUGUCGAUUUUAGAGGACACAAUGGCGACGUGGAAGCGAUUACCGGUGCUACUGCUGGCGAUGAAGAUACGUGGAGUGAAGACGAAGAAGACGCAGGAACGGGUCAUGAAUUUAUUCCACCAAUUCUACGGGAUGAAUUCUAG